This is a messenger RNA of Bursaphelenchus okinawaensis, 1455 nucleotides long. The record is from the annotation of a GenBank genome assembly. Lineage: Eukaryota; Metazoa; Nematoda; Chromadorea; Rhabditida; Aphelenchoididae.
AUGUUUCCGUUGGCUUCUGCUGCCUACAGUGAUAAUCCACAAGAUUGUUUGGAUAAUCGGUUUGAUGACGCUAAGGUAAGACAUUACAUGUAAGAUAAUAUAUGUAACAAAAGGUUGCUUUACGUGACUUUACUAUUAAUAGGUUGUUCAAGUAAUUCUGUGCUCACUGACCUUAAAAGUUUGUAGUGAGGUAGAACACAAAAUUAUUUGAACACCCUAAAAAGAAAAACCUGUGCAAAAACUACUAAUAACGUUUGAUUUAUACUAAUACAUAACCCACACCCUUCAGCUGAUAGGCAUGAUCCACGUAAAAUGCCAAGACCAACUCAAUACAACCAUGUGUGCUGCCUAUGUAGCUGUUUCUCCCGCUGAUAAGGCUAUUAUUUUGAGUUUUCGUGGAACAAACAACUUUAUACAAUUGAUCACUCAAAUUGGCAAUAUUGCCUUCCUUAAUAAGCAUAAAGCUCCACUGGAAGGUCGUGUAGCUGGCUACUUCUACGAUGUUCAUGCCCAAUUAUGGGAGAAUGGAUUGAACAAGUUGUUCAAGAAGGCAUUGGAAGAGUAUCCUGAUUAUAGUGUUUGGGUAGGUAAUGUUAAAAAUGGCUGAAAAAGCUCCCCUUUACAAAACAUUUAAAAAAAUAUUUUUUGGGCUUACUGUUCAAACCCAGUCUUCGAAACAAGCCCAAUUUUUACGCCGAUUUGUUUCAACUUAAGCUCAAGGCUUAUUCGGCUUGAUCAUAAACAUAGCUGGGCCUACUCGGCUCAUUUCUCAUCCUCACCUUUUUUCUAAACUUAAAUAUCCUCGCUGGCAUUAGUUUUAAAACAAACUUUUAUUAGUUUUUAAAAUUUUUUUAAAAAAUUUAAAUUAAAAAAAUAUAUUUUUAGGUAACAGGCCAUUCUUUUGGAGGAGCGAUUGCUUCAAUUGCAGCUACUCAAAUUAUGGCUGAAUAUAAGUUGUCAUUUUCUAAAGUUAUUCUUGUCACUUUUGGUCAGCCAAGAACUGGAGACGUUGAAUUUGCUAUGUCUUAUUCAAAAUAUGUAAGACUUUUUAUAAUACUAAGUCUUACUAUUAAUAUAAUAUAUUUUACUAUAUCCAACUAAGAACUAUAUAUUAUAGUACUACAUGAAAAUGAUAACUUUGAACUACUAAAUACAAAAAAAAUUCUUAAUGUUUUUUUCAUAUUUCAGAUCCCAACCACUUUCAGAAUCACUCACAAACAUGAUUUAGUACCACAUGUUCCGCCGGUGUUUUUUGCUCAAUAUAAACAUCAUUUGAAUGAAAUUUGGUACCCAAAUAAUAUGGGAAAAAGUGACAGGUUUAUUGUUUGUAAAGGCGAAGAAGAUCCAAAGUGUAGCAACAGUGUUAAGUCACCUAUCUCUGUUCUUGAUCACAACUUUUACUUCAACGAAGCUGUCAUGUUGUUUGGUCCUCAUGGUUGCAAAUGGUCUUCUUAA